Molecule: messenger RNA, 771 nt
Organism: Paramacrobiotus metropolitanus
Lineage: Eukaryota; Metazoa; Tardigrada; Eutardigrada; Parachela; Macrobiotidae
Product: C-C chemokine receptor type 1-like
Exons: 2
Coding region: 1-771 (256 amino acids)
Biological process (GO): G protein-coupled receptor signaling pathway
Cellular component (GO): membrane
Molecular function (GO): G protein-coupled receptor activity
Source: RefSeq, a predicted model, not a curated record
AUGGCAGCAUUUCUCAAGCCUAACCAGACCUUCAACGCUUCUGAAAUUCCAUCAAAUAUCAGUGCAACUUCAACUGCAGUACCGCACACAUUAACGGCCACUGUUAGUGUCAUAUUCACCGCCACUGUUGCUUACAACAUUCUGUUCAUACUGUCGUUUAUACGCACUCCGGCGCUGCGGACACCGUUUGCUUUCUAUCUGCUGAAUGUUUCCUUAUGCGAUCUGUGCUUGGCAUUGUUCAGUAUGACAGGCUUUAUCUGGUUCACUGCCUUUCCAAUGUCCAGUGGCAGUUACUGUCCAUAUUAUAAUUUUUUCAAUGCCCACUUUCUUGUCGGGAUUGGUUACACCGUGGUGUUGGUGAGCAUUGACCGACUACUAUCCGUAUUCGCUCCGGUGUACCAUCGAAGAAUGCAUUCGGUGCGGUGGACAUCAAUCAGCUGCAUUAUCAUGUGGACCUUUGUCAUUGCACUGGUGUCGCCCAUGGUCAUAAUGGACGCUCUGCAUUACGAUACAAUGACGCUACCGUGUUUCAUUAAUUACGAUGCGCAACCGAGUUACACACUCGUCUUGGAAUUUCUCGGUUUCGAUACACCGCUGUUGUUUGUGCUAAGCAGUUACGUUGCUAUCAUGUUCAAAAUGAAUCGCCGGUCACACAGGAAUCGAACUGCAACGUGUCUGCAGUACACAAGCUGCAUGUUCAAUCCGCUCAUUUACCACUCCUCUCUUCCCGGUCUCCGAAAAGCAGUGAAGAAUUUAUUACACUGUAAUUGA